AUGGCGGAAAAAUUGUCCCUCACUUUUAUUCCUUCUCAUAUUAAUUUGACUUAUGGCAGUAUUGAUCAAAAAAGACUUCUGAAUAAAUACAAAAUAGGGGAUAGGAAAAAUUAAAGGAUGGAUGGGGGAACUAAUAAAAUAAUAAUGAUUAAAGAAUAUGAAAAUUAAUAAAUAAAUUGA
Tetrahymena thermophila SB210 is the source of this 180-nucleotide messenger RNA. RefSeq lists its product as hypothetical. Lineage: Eukaryota; Ciliophora; Oligohymenophorea; Hymenostomatida; Tetrahymenidae. The record is from RefSeq and is a predicted model, not a curated record. The transcript has a single exon.